Magnusiomyces paraingens is the source of this 1422-nucleotide messenger RNA. RefSeq lists its product as uncharacterized. Lineage: Eukaryota; Fungi; Ascomycota; Dipodascomycetes; Dipodascales; Dipodascaceae. The record is from RefSeq and is a predicted model, not a curated record. The coding region runs from base 1 to 1422 and encodes 473 amino acids. The transcript is spliced from 2 exons. Gene Ontology annotation, cellular component: mitochondrial inner membrane. Gene Ontology annotation, biological process: protein insertion into mitochondrial inner membrane from matrix; mitochondrial respiratory chain complex III assembly. Gene Ontology annotation, molecular function: ATP binding; ATP hydrolysis activity.
AUGGCCUGGUUUAGCAAAGCAGAAAAUGAUCCGAGCCUAAGUGUUCCGGAUGUCGUUGAGGUCCCUAGUCCUAUAGAAAAGGUUCCCGAGAAUCUUUCUCAAAAACCAACUGCUGCACAAUCAAGUAACCCCAAUGAUGCUCUUAAUGAGCUUUUGGUCAACACAUUGGGUGAGGAUUCGACUCUUGUCAAGAUCCUUAGCUCAAAUCCGUAUUUUGCUGCGGGGUUUGGUCUGAUGGGUCUUGGAGCUGGACUGGCAAUCUUACGACAGGCGGUCUUAAAGGGAAGCAAUUUUGUGUACCGACAAAUGCUGGUGGAUCUUGAGAUUGCAUCCAAGGACAAGUCUUAUACUUGGUUUUUGGAAUGGAUGUCACAAUACCCUAAGAGAUCAUCGCGUCAUCUUAGUAUUAAUACUACCGUCAAGCAGCAUGAUAAUGGCUCGAUGACGACGACAUUUAACUUGGUUCCUGGUCCUGGUAAGCAUUUAAUUCGGUACAAGGGCGCGUUUAUGCUUGUUGCACGUGAACGAUCCGGACGAUUAAUGGAUUUGACAAGCGGGACUCCAUUUGAGACCAUCACACUGACGACUCUUUAUCGUGACAGACAUUUGCUACCUGAGCUUUUGAACGAGGCUCAGCAACGAGCAAUUAAGCAGCGGGAGGGCAAGACUGUUAUUUACACGUCAUUUGGUCCCGAGUGGCGUCCGUUUGGUCAGCCGCGUCGGAAACGCAGUUUGGAUUCAGUUAUUUUGGCCAAGGGGCUUAAAGAGAAGCUUGUUGAAGAUGUGCGCGACUUUUUGGAGUCGAGCAAAUGGUACCAUGACCGCGGGAUACCCUACCGCCGUGGAUACUUGUUGUAUGGCCCUCCAGGAAGCGGAAAGUCAAGUGUUAUCCAGGCGCUUUGCGGUGAGCUGGACUAUAAUAUUUGCAUUUUGAACUUAUCUGAGGCAACUUUGACGGACGACCGACUGAAUCAUUUGAUGAACCAUGUUCCUGAGCGUAGUAUUUUGUUGUUGGAGGAUAUUGAUGCUGCUUUUAAUGAGCGCAAGCAGACUGGUGAAGACCAGGGAUACCUUUCUGGCGUGACAUUUUCUGGUUUGCUGAAUGCUUUGGAUGGCGUUGCUAGUGCUGAUGAAAGACUAAUUUUCAUGACAACAAACCACCCUGAGCGACUUGAUCCUGCAUUGAUCCGACCAGGACGCGUUGAUUAUAAGGCACUGAUUGAUAAUGCGACGGAAGACCAAGUGCGGGCCAUGUUUUUGCGGUUCUACGAGGGAGAAACUGAGAAGUGCGAGCAUUUCUUGCAAUCUGUUUUGGAUCUGGGCACUACUAUUAGCACUGCUCAGUUACAAGGAUUGUUUGUUUACAAUAAACAUAACUCACAAGGCGCCAUAGAUAUGGUCAAGCUUUUAAAGCGGAAAUGA